GGUCUCUUUUGCCCUGUCCCUGCCCAGAGACAGGCGCCUGUUGGUGCUGUACGAGGAUUGCCGGAUGGUGUCUGUCACCGCCCCGUAUGUGGCGGGGUUCUUGGCCUUCCGAGAGGUCCCUUUCCUGGUGGAAGCUGUUCAGAGACUCCAGCAGGAGGAGCCCGGUCUCAAACCUCAGGUACUUCUUGUAGACGGGAAUGGCCUGCUCCACCCCAGAGGAUUUGGUGUGGCCUGUCACCUUGGAGUCCUGACGGAUCUGCCGUGCGUUGGCGUGGCCAAGAACCUCCUGCAGGUGGAUGGCUUGGUCAGGGAUGACCGGCACAAAAAGCAGAUUCGCUCCCUGCAGAGGGAAGGAGAUUCGUUCCCACUGACAGGCGCUUCAGGGAGAGUCCUGGGCAUGGUCCUGCGUAGCUACAACAACAGCUCUAAGCCGCUUUAUAUCUCUGUGGGUCACAGGGUGUGCCUGGAGACAGCUGUGCGGCUGGUCAAGUCCUGCUGCAGGUACCGCAUCCCGGAGCCUGUCCGUCAG
This is a messenger RNA of Pterocles gutturalis (yellow-throated sandgrouse), 529 nucleotides long. It is a transcript of the gene ENDOV, whose product is annotated as endonuclease V. NCBI's taxonomy places the organism in Eukaryota, Metazoa, Chordata, Aves, Pterocliformes, Pteroclidae. The record is from RefSeq and is a predicted model, not a curated record. The annotation marks the transcript as partial. The transcript has 6 exons. Gene Ontology annotation, cellular component: nucleolus; cytoplasm. Gene Ontology annotation, molecular function: single-stranded RNA binding; RNA endonuclease activity producing 5'-phosphomonoesters, hydrolytic mechanism. Gene Ontology annotation, biological process: DNA repair.